Magallana angulata is the source of this 893-nucleotide messenger RNA. RefSeq names its product multiple epidermal growth factor-like domains protein 10. Lineage: Eukaryota; Metazoa; Mollusca; Bivalvia; Ostreida; Ostreidae. Bases 1 to 708 code for a protein of 235 amino acids. The record is from RefSeq and is a predicted model, not a curated record. The transcript has 6 exons. Gene Ontology annotation, molecular function: scavenger receptor activity.
AUGAAUAAUACAGAGGUUUUUUUCUAUUUAUUUGUGCUAAUCCUUCGGAAUUUUGAAUUUAUAAAUGCGACACUUUGUGGGAAUAGAAACGGAACUUCUUGCUGUUCUGGGUACUAUUGGGACGAAAUACAAAAGCGUUGUAUACCCUGUAAGGUUGGUUACUUUGGACGAAACUGCGACACCAAGUGUGUCUACCCAUCAUAUGGAAACGACUGUCAGUCAACAUGCAACUGUAAAGAUACAUACUGUCACCAUGUAGAAGGCUGUACAAAUUUAACAGGAGGAAACAUUUGUAAAGGGCAAACAGGCGCUAAAAUCUGUUGCAUUGGAUUUAAGUGGAAUAAAGAGGAGACGACAUGCAUACCUUGUGACAGGGGGUACAGUGGACAUAACUGUGAGGAUAUGUGUAAUUUCCCUACGUAUGGUGUGGACUGUCAGUCAAUGUGUAACUGUACAGAGACACAAUGCGAUCCUGUCGAUGGGUGUAAAGAACAUUCAUCAAAAUAUGAAACGCAGAUGCGAGAUAGCCCCACAAAAGCUGUUAACACAGAAGUUUUAUCGACGAAUAGAAAGCAGUCAAUGUUAAUGAUGGGAAUCGGUGUUCCUGCAGCAGUUGCUUUGUUCAUCGUUCUUGCUAUAUUUUUUACCUACCGGCUGGAAAACACCAAUAAAGAGAACGACUCCAAUAUUUACUACAGCAUCAAAUAAUGACUAUUUUCCGAAAAUUAUUUUGCUAUGCAGAUGAUAUGUGUCAUUUAGUUUUUCGCUUCUGUCCUUCGUCGUCUUGUUGCUAAUACAUAAACAUUCAUGUUUUAUUGAACUUUUAAAGUAGAUUGAUAUUGGUUGACUUAUUAAUCAAGUUUACUGUUUAUUGUACCAUGAUUAAUAAAAAA